Thermothielavioides terrestris NRRL 8126 is the source of this 1410-nucleotide messenger RNA. Its product is annotated as glycosyltransferase family 22 protein. Gene Ontology annotation, biological process: GPI anchor biosynthetic process. The record is from RefSeq and is a predicted model, not a curated record. Bases 1 to 1410 code for a protein of 469 amino acids. Lineage: Eukaryota; Fungi; Ascomycota; Sordariomycetes; Sordariales; Chaetomiaceae. The transcript has 3 exons. Gene Ontology annotation, molecular function: alpha-1,2-mannosyltransferase activity. Gene Ontology annotation, cellular component: endoplasmic reticulum membrane.
AUGUGGCGGAGAACAUACCUCCUCUUGGUUCUGGUCCGGCUGUGGUUUGCGCUGUCGCCGAGCUACCUGCACCCGGACGAGAACUUCCAGGGCCCGGAGGUCAUAGCCGGGGAGAUCUUCAGCUACCCCGUCCGACGUACUUGGGAGUUCACGAGCGACAGCCCGAUUCGAAGCGUGUUCCCGCUAUGGCCGGUCUACGGGCUGCCGAUGCUCCUGCUGCGUUGGCUGUGGAUCGGAAAUGGGAACGACGGCGAGAUUCCCCCCAUCGCCGUCUUCUGGACGCUGCGGGUGCUCAUGUUCAUCGUCGGCUUCGUGCUAGAGGACUGGGCGCUUCACGAACUCAUCCAGUCGAAGCGACAUAGGCCGCUUGCCAGGCUUCUGGUUGCUUCCUCAUACGUCACCUGGACGUACCAGACGCAUACUUUUUCGAAUUCGAUAGAGACGUUGGUUGUCGCUUGGAGCUUGGUUCUCAUCGAGCGCAUCGUCGCCAGUCCGGCCGGUCUCUGCACCACUGCGCUCGCGAUCAUACUCGACACAGCCUUCUACACUCCUCACUCGCUCUCCUGGUCUGAUCUCCUCCGCAACCCGGUCCUCACACCAAUCAACAAUCUCGCGUAUAAUAUUUCGCCUAGCAACCUGGCGCAACAUGGCCUGCAUCCUUGGUACCAACACCUCUUGGUGAACCUGCCGCUGUUGCUUGGACCCGGUGCGCUGCUUCUCCUCAUGCGCCCGAAGCGCACGCUGCGGCUUUACUCUGCGAUCUCAGGCAUCGUGGUGCUUUCCGUCUCGCAGCACCAGGAAGCCCGGUUCCUGCUCCCGACCGUGCCGCUCAUCCUCUCGUCGGUCCGUUUGCCGAAAAGCGAGAAGCUGGCGCGCACUUGGGCGGUGAGUUGGAUCGUCUUCAAUGUCAUUUUGGGGACGUUGAUGGGGGUCUACCACCAAGGCGGGAUUAUCCCAGCCCAGGUUUUCAUGAGCAAGCAACCGGACGCGACGCACGCGAUCUGGUGGAAGACGUACAUGCCGCCAAUAUGGCUGCUGAACGGGAAGAACGAGGUGCUGCGCACGCAGGACGUCAUGGGAAUGCCGGGGGAGAUGCUCCUCGCCGAGCUGGACAAGCUCGCCACCUGCGACACCCCCGCAGACAGACGCAGCAUGGAGUAUCUGAAGGAGAAGAACGGAACCUACCUGGUGGCGCCACUGUCCGCCACGUGGUUGGACCCCUAUCUGCCGAACAAGGGGCUGGACGGGCUGAGGUUCCGCGAGGUGUGGCGGCACCAACAACACCUCAAUCUCGAUGAUUUGGAUUUUGCGGAGGACGGCGUGUGGGAUACCCUUUCUAGAGUCGUUGGGAGGCGCGGUCUUGCUAUUUGGAGGGUGACAAAGAGCUGUCCUGGAGGCAAGGGUAGAUAA